AUGAAGCAGGGUCCUGCCUGGGCUCGCACUGCCUCACGCUCCAUGGCGCAGGCAGCUGCGGCUACCGAGCGCCCUCAACCCACGGCCCAGCCUCAUCCCGCCACCCGGGUGACCAUCGACGAGCUCUUUGAUGCCCGGGUUCAUCUUGGCCACAAGCGUGGCAUGUGGAACCCAAAGAUGGAGCCCUACAUCUACACCACCCUUGCCGACUCACACAUUAUUGACCUCAACGUGACCAAGGCGCAUCUUGAGCAUGCUCUAGAGCUGACCCGUCGUAUCUCGGCAGAUGGCGGUGUCGUGCUGUUUGUGGGUGGCCGCCCUCAAUUCGAGGGCCUUAUUCGUCACGAAGCGCGCCGUUGCGGAGAAUACUUUGUGACUCGCAAAUGGAUUGGUGGCACCCUCACCAACAACACGGAGGCACGCACUUCUCAUCGAUUGGUCCAUGGGGUUCAGACGCUGGGUGGCCUGCGUAUGCCCGACUUGAUCCUCUUCUUUUGUGUUCCCGUGAGCAAAGUCGGCGUCAAGGAGGCCCUUGACUGUGAUAUUCCCAGCGUCGGCAUUAUUGACACGGAUGGUGAUCCCGACGGUGUCACCUAUGUCGUACCCGGCAACGAUGACACCACGCAAGCCAUCGAGUUUUAUGUGCGCAAGUUUGCCGAUGCUGUCCUCGCCGGCAAGGAGGCCAUUUCCGAUGAACAGUGA
Monosiga brevicollis MX1 is the source of this 702-nucleotide messenger RNA. RefSeq lists its product as uncharacterized. NCBI's taxonomy places the organism in Eukaryota, Choanoflagellata, Craspedida, Salpingoecidae. The record is from RefSeq and is a predicted model, not a curated record. Gene Ontology annotation, cellular component: ribosome; mitochondrial small ribosomal subunit. The transcript is spliced from 5 exons. The coding region runs from base 1 to 702 and encodes 233 amino acids. Gene Ontology annotation, biological process: translation. Gene Ontology annotation, molecular function: structural constituent of ribosome.